Messenger RNA from Clupea harengus (Atlantic herring), 1334 nucleotides. NCBI's taxonomy places the organism in Eukaryota, Metazoa, Chordata, Actinopteri, Clupeiformes, Clupeidae. The record is from RefSeq and is a predicted model, not a curated record.
AAUAUGAAAAUGUAUGUCACAGGCAAUAGGCAAAGUUACCAAUAUGGAUGUCCUCAUAUUAAUAGGACUAAUAUUCGUUUAGAGUAUAGGGCUGAUGAUCUGUUUGAUUGGCCAAAAUGAGGAUACCGUAUUUCAUAUUUGUCUUUUUCAUUUCUGUCUCAGCGGAUACGUCGGAGAGCACUUUGACGCGCAUCCCAAUCACAUGAAGCGUCGCUCUGGACCUUAUGAAGUUGAAAUCAGAGACGGUUCUCGACCAAAGAUCGUGCGCAGGGUCUUCACAAACAGCCGUGAGCGCUGGCGCCAGCAGAAUGUGAACGGAGCAUUCGCUGAGCUCCGCGGGCUCAUUCCCACACACCCACCUGACAAGAAACUCAGUAAGAAUGAGAUCCUUCGCCUUACCAUGAAGUACAUUGACUUCCUGGCCAAUUUGCUGACUGACCAGGAGGGCUCCGUGUUGGAAAGGGUUGAUGGCAAAGUAAGCGAGAGGCACCACCUAGGGGAGGUGAAGGAGGAGCUGACGCAGGGCCUGCUGUCCCCCAACUCCAGUUGUGGAAGCCUGCUAGACGAAGAGACCAGCGCCGAGAGCUUCUCUGAGGACCUGGACUCCUACUUGGAGACACGGCCCACUUCACGGGGACUGCACCCAACACUGCACUUAGAUGGAGACAGCCAACGGUGAUGGAAUCUGGUGCAGAGAAGAGGAACAGUGGAGAAAUCAGAAACAGAAAAAACUGAUUGAGAAACUGGUGCAUACCAUGUUUACCUCAGUGAGGGAUGUGGUUUAUUGGCAAUUUCAAUAAGCCAUUUGCCAAUAUGCUGAUGUGAUGUGGGAAGAAUUUUAGACUUCACCACAUGAUGGGACCAUGGUACUGUGUACACUCAGCGUAACAAUAUAUACACUGAAUGAAUCAUGUUGAUAUGUCUGCACUUUCAUCAGACUUCCAGCCCCUUUCUUUAGUAUGCAAUGCACCUCAAAAUAAUAGGCUGUUAGGGGAGUCCACAUUUUGAAUGUGUUAAUAGAGGCUUACCGAGUUGAACUUUGAACUCUGAUUAAAGAGCACAGGAGAGUCCCAGGGGUUGAGGCCCUGUUGUAAUGUUGUUACGCUGAACUGGUCUUCACCACCACUGUUUUUCUCAUUUAAUAUAUUUGUAUUGUUUUACACUGCUAAAACAGUGAUCACACAAUAAUUGCACUCACCUGGUAGUUAACCAGUGAAUUUGGUAACCAUGGUAUUUGGUAUGUUGUAGAAAACGUUGGCGAGCAAAAACAUCCAUGAAUAUGAUGCAGUGUUAUAUGACGAUAUAUUAUGUACAAAUAAAACAAAUGCAAUGCA